This is a messenger RNA of Serpula lacrymans var. lacrymans S7.9, 471 nucleotides long. RefSeq lists its product as uncharacterized. The coding region runs from base 1 to 471 and encodes 156 amino acids. NCBI's taxonomy places the organism in Eukaryota, Fungi, Basidiomycota, Agaricomycetes, Boletales, Serpulaceae. The record is from RefSeq and is a predicted model, not a curated record. The transcript is spliced from 2 exons.
AUGGUAGAUCUGACAAAGGAACCGCUCAGCACACACGAGUUAUCCCGCAUGAAAUUGAUUGCUUCGUCGCCUAGGGAGUCAGUUAUGUCAUCUCCAUGGUCCAUCCAACGACAAUCUGUCACAUCCACGGUCGUCCCCACUUCAGCAGGCGAGGGACAUGAAGCAUCUGCAGAAGCUUUCUUGAGCAUUGGCUUUGUGACACCUCCUGGCACGCCUCGUCAAUCGAUAUUUGGGCAGCCAAGGAAAUCACACAUAGAGCACAAUGAAAGAUCCAAGCCAGUGGUACCUGUUGAAGUCGUGCCCGAUCUUAAGCGCAUUGGUUUAGGACGUAUUCGCGGACCAAGGCCGCCCCCAAAAGCCUUCUCUCUUGUCGCGACCAUGUCAAAGCUACCAGAGGUCAAACCUUUGAAGAUACGUGGGAAGAAAAGCAUAGAUUCACAAUCAUCGCAUUCCGGUCCAGGAGAUCAAUAA